Molecule: messenger RNA, 1124 nt
Organism: Erpetoichthys calabaricus (reedfish)
Lineage: Eukaryota; Metazoa; Chordata; Cladistia; Polypteriformes; Polypteridae
Exons: 5
Coding region: 1-597 (198 amino acids)
Source: RefSeq, a predicted model, not a curated record
AUGGAGACUGCGCCAGAUUCUGAGCUGGUCAGACCAGAGUCACAGCAAGCACAAAAGUUUGUAAAAAAUCAAUCAAAAACUUUUUGGAUGAUUGAAAAUAAUCUGUUUUUUUUUCCGGAGAAAAUGUUUGUAACUGUAAGGUUUGGAGAAGACCAAAGAGAAAUAUUUAACCCAAACUGCAGAACUGUCAAUUUUCUCCACUCCCUGAAAGAACGCUGUGGCUGUGAGGCUGAAGCUUGUGUAGAUCUAAUAGAUGAACUGGGUACCCUUGUGAAUCUGAGUGAGAGGGAAAAUUCUUCUGAAUAUACCAACAGCUUCUUAAAGGAGAGACAUGAUUAUAUCCUAAUUCAAGUUAUACGAGGUGAGAGCAAUGAAAACAACAGAUAUGAAUCAUUAUUAUUAAACUUAGGAAAGCACUACCCUGAUGUUUCAGAUUUUCUACAGAAACUGUCCAACCCACAGAAAGGAGCUGAUAAACGUACUUCUCUUUCUAGAAGAAGUCGUCAAGUCAAAGAAUCUGCUAAUAGUCACCAAGCAAGCAAGAAUAAAACACUGCCUGGGAACAAAAAGAAUACUGGCAUAAAUUACAAAAAUUAAGAGAAAUGCCCUAGCACUUGGAAAAUCUGUUAGAAAUAAAAAAAAUGUUCAAGUACACCGUAAAACGGAAUUAUAUAAUAAUGAUAAAUAUUUUGUAAUUGAGUAUGCCUGCAUGAUUUUUAAACUCAAUGGGAAAACUUGAAAUAGAAAGAUACUUUGGCUCCCAUCAAACCUGUAUGUCUUAUGGAAUACAUCAGUGCUAUUAAACUUUAAAAAUGAGACAAAAAAACUGUGAAUUGUGAACCAUUUUGGAUCUCUGAUGAGUAUCAUCUCCUAUCAUUCUGCAAAUGAAUGAUAUUGUUGUUACAACAAAAAUUGUUAGAAUGGAAUUAGGAAGAAGGAUUUUUACUUUUUACAGUAUUCAACCAGCUCCUAUUGAUCUUUGAUGAGUAAGGUGGACUUUAGCAUGUCAUGUAAACAGCAUUUAUUUAUAUAUAAAGUGGAUAUGGAGAAAUUGUUAGAGCUCAUAUAGCAUCAUGAUAUUAAUGGCUCAUCUGAUGCCCAAAAACAAUCUAUCUAAAAUAAAC